This is a messenger RNA of Malus domestica (apple), 1751 nucleotides long. The record is from RefSeq and is a predicted model, not a curated record. NCBI's taxonomy places the organism in Eukaryota, Viridiplantae, Streptophyta, Magnoliopsida, Rosales, Rosaceae.
GGGAGAGAGGGAGAGAGGGAGAGAGGGAGAGGGAGAGAGAGAGCGCGAGCUUGUCGUAGAGAAACCACCGACCUAACUAUCUUCGAUCAAACUCAACUCCUCUGUCUUUCUCUUCACGCAAACCCGGAAGGCAAAACCCUACAAAACCCCUAACACAACCAUCGUCAGCCGCAUCUCAAUAUUUCAUUUACCACCCCCACCACCACCACCACCACCAACCACUAUACACCCCCCCCCCAAAAAAAAAAGAACUAAACCAUGUGGUGCUUGUCGCCGAAAACCAUACUAUCGGCGGCCGCCUCACUCGCCGCCUCCGCAAUCCUGUUCAAAACGAUUGCAAACGACCUCAUCCCGGAAGCCUUCCAAAAGUACUUCUACUCCGGCCUCCAAAAGCUCUCCUCCCAACUCACCGUCGUUGUGGAGGAGCUCGACGGCCUGACCCCGAACCAGAUGUUCGAGGCGGCCAACCUCUACCUCGGCGCCAAGGUCUCCGCUGCUACGCGGAGGAUCAAAGUCAACAAGCCCGAAAAAGAGGAGCAGUUUCUGAUCACCAUUGAUAAGAAUCAAGGCAUCGUUGAUUCUUUCAACGGUGUAGAUUUCAAGUGGGUUUUGAUAAGCACCGAAAAACCGAACAGUAAACGUGGCGGCGAAAAUUCGCAGUCGGAGGUCCGACAGUUAGAGCUCAGCUUCCAUAAGAAGCACAGGGACAUGGUGCUGAGAUCUUACUUGCCCUACAUUCUACAGAAAUCCAAAGAAAUUAAAGAGGAGAGAAAGGUGGUGAAGCUUCACACGGUAGAUUACAAUGGCACGGAUUACUGGAGCUCCAUCAACCUUGAUCAUCCGGCGAGUUUCGAAACAAUGGCGAUGGAGCCGGAGAUGAAGGCGGCGUUGGUGGAGGACCUCGAGAGGUUUAGAAAGAGGAAGGAGUAUUAUAGGAGGGUAGGAAAGGCUUGGAAAAGAGGGUACUUGUUGUACGGACCGCCCGGCACGGGAAAGUCGAGCUUGGUUGCGGCCAUGGCUAAUUAUCUCAAGUUUGAUAUUUUUGACUUGGAUUUGAGGGAGGUUCAGUGCAAUUCUGAUCUGCGAAGGUUACUGAUCGGAACGAAGAGCCGGUCGAUAUUGGUGAUCGAGGACAUUGAUUGUUCAGUUGAGUUGCAGAACCGAGAUUCGGAGAACGAGCCCAACGCCGUGGAAGAUGACAAGAUCAGCCUCUCUGCUGUAUUGAACUUCAUCGACGGACUCUGGUCGACCUGUGGAGAGGAGAGAAUUGUCGUGUUUACGACGAAUCACAAGGACCGGCUUGAUCCAGCGUUGCUGCGACCUGGCCGGAUGGACCUGCACAUACACAUGUCCUACUGCACCUUCGGUGGUUUCAAGACAUUGGCAUAUAAUUACCUGCUGAUUCACGAGCACACACUUUUCGGAGAAAUUGAGAUGUUGCUCGACAGGGCACAAGCAACGCCUGCUGAAGUUGCCGGAGAGCUGAUGACGAGCGAUGAUGCUCAUGUUUCCCUUCAAGGUCUUAUCGAAUUCCUACGAGGAAAGACUGAUAGAACCUGAUGGGAGCAAAUACUUACCACCGCCUAUCGCUAUUGCGAUCGCAGAUGUAACAGACAUCAAUUUUUAAACACAUUCUGUGGUAACUUCUCCAUUCUAUAAAUAAAUUAUCGUCGAAGAGCAAUUGUAUGCACAAACAGAAAGUUCGAUAAAGAAGAACUCGAGAAAUGUUGUAUAAUACUUUACAUUACUCA